Zychaea mexicana is the source of this 14422-nucleotide messenger RNA. RefSeq names its product dynein heavy chain. Bases 239 to 14296 code for a protein of 4685 amino acids. Gene Ontology annotation, molecular function: ATP binding; minus-end-directed microtubule motor activity; dynein light intermediate chain binding. Lineage: Eukaryota; Fungi; Mucoromycota; Mucoromycetes; Mucorales; Lichtheimiaceae. Gene Ontology annotation, biological process: microtubule-based movement. Gene Ontology annotation, cellular component: dynein complex. The record is from RefSeq and is a predicted model, not a curated record. The transcript has 13 exons.
CCUUUCGCCUUUUUUCAUUACUUCUUCUUGAAAAGAGAACGUAUACGGCACAGUAACCCACACACAAAAAAGAGGAAGAGAGCGCUUGUAUAUAUUGUAUUUUGUCUACUUGCUUUCUGCUCUGUCUCUUUCUCUCGUUGUACUAUUUAUAAAAAAAUUUUACCCCACACUUCCAUAAGCUCAUUUCAAUCUCGGUUGAGCUAAAUACCCUCUCUACCCAUCCCCCCAACACAGGAAAAUGCUUGAGGACGAGACAGCACUCGCUCCUGUAGCUGCCAUUGGUAGUACUCCUGGUGCCCCAUCCGAAACGACUGGUGGCGGCGCCGCCGCCACUGCUGCUACCACCCUGUUGACAAUUGACCCAAAAAUGCUGCAAGAUUACCUCGAGCAGUUACUGCCAUUAGUUUUAGGCGCUGAACUAUCCGAUCUCGAAAAUACCAUCUUUGCGUAUCCAGACACGUAUGAAAAGUUCAAGCGAUUUGCAAGUGAUGCCCAAAGCCCGGUCCUUUAUAUCUUAAAAGAAAGGGAAGGUGGCAAAGAUGAAGACGAGGCUGGACCAGCAACAUACACGUAUUCGCUGUCGCAAGAAAUCACUUACUUGCCUACUCACGUGGGCUCGUUGGCUAUUAUCAAGCGUGCUGCAACUCUGGAUCCUUCCCGCCCACUGCAAUCUCAGCUGCAGUUUAUUAAUUUGCCUGGUGCACCCAAUGCUGGCGAGCCGGGCCAGACCAGUGCUUACGAGUUUUUGCACUCGUACAUCCAUUUGGCAGUCAGCCCUUACUUUAAUGCCUACGUCAAUGCUCGUCAUGGCACCGUGGCAGAGUCAGGUGGAAAGAGCAAGAACGAAGAUAACAAGAUGGGUGUCCCCAUGGCCAAGAAAAAGAUGGCCGAACUGGAACUCAGUUUGCUGCACUUGCAACAAAAUGUCGAAAUCCCUGAUAUUUCCCUCAAUAUCCACCCUGUUGUUCAAAAGGCUGUUGACAAGUGCCGAGAACAAGGUCGUCGUGUUACGGUGGAGGCCAUUGAUUCCAAUCAUUUCUCGGACUCGUCGUUCUUAAACAAGCUUCAGGGCGACGUCAACGGAUGGAUCAAGGAGAUCCAAAAGGUAACCAAGAUGUCACGUGACCCUGCAAGUGGCACGGCCAUCCAAGAAAUCAAUUUUUGGUUGAGCAUGGAGCGAGCUCUUGAAAAGAUUGAUGAACAGCUCAAAAGCGACCAGAUUACCUUGACCUUGGAUAUCUUGAAGCACGCAAAGCGUUUCCAUGCAACUGUCAGUUUCAUUGCCGAUACGGGUCUCAAGGAGGGCAUGGAGCUUGUUCACAAGUACAACCAGUUGAUGAAGGACUUCCCGCUCAACGAGCUUCUUUCCGCCACUGAUGUUGACAAGAUCCGCGAAUCGCUUGGUCCUAUUCGCCGUGCAUUGCCAUUGGUCGAAGCCAUUUCACGCGAUCUAAACGACCAGUUGCUCAAAGUAUUGGGCAGUCGUCGAUUGAUGUACAUGGAAUACGAAGAUUUUGAACGAACAACGGCUGGCGCGGAAGCAGUAUUCCAGACCUGGGAUGAUUUGAUCAAGGAGUUCACCAACGUGGCUCGUGAUGUCACUCGUAAGCGAUCUGAGAAAUUCUUGCCCAUCAAGAUCAAUCCUGCGCACGCCAAGUUGCAAGAACGUGUGACAUUUGUCCGUGCGUUUAGAAAGCAACAUGAGCAGUUGCAUCAAACCAUUGUCAGGGUCAUGACAAGUCCCCGUGCCAAGAAACAGACGGUUGUUGUUGAUGGUCAGGUCAACAAAGUCAUGGAGGAGGAAGAGAGUAUCAGCAUUAGCGAUAUCAAUGCUGUGGAAGAAGUCAAGUUGGCUUAUGAGAGCGUCAAGAACAUUGAUGUGCUCGAUGUAACUCCUGAGGGCACGGAGAUCUGGGUUCAAGCUGAAACGGCCUACAAUGAGCGUGUCUCCCGUGUCGAGAACCAGAUCAUUGCUCGACUUCGCGAUCGUCUUGGUACUGCAAAGAGCGCUAAUGAAAUGUUCAGAGUCUUUUCUAAGUUCAACGCACUCUUUGUGCGACCCAAGAUUCGAGGUGCCAUUCAAGAAUACCAAACCCAGCUCAUCGACAGUGUCAAGGAAGACAUCAACAAGCUCCACGACAAGUUCAAGAUGCAAUACCGCAACUCGGAAGCUUACUUGAUGGCCCAACUGCGUGAUCUUCCUCCCAUUUCCGGUGCCAUUGUAUGGGCUCGGCAGAUCGACCGUCAGUUAUCCUUAUACAUGAAGCGUGUCGAAGACGUGCUUGGCAAAGGCUGGGAACUCUAUGCCGAAGGUCAGAAGCUACAGAUUGAAAGCAACAGUUUCCGCAAGAAACUGGAUACGCGCCUGAUCUAUGAAAACUGGCUUCAAGAAAUCACGCGUCGAGAUCUGUCCGUUUCGGGUCGUAUCUUUGAAGUGUCACGCAACCGUGUACAGAACUCGCUUCAGCUCGGCGUCAACUUUGAUGGUCAAAUCAUCACCUUGUUCAAGGAAGUCCGUAAUUUGCUCUGGUUGAACUUCCAGGUGCCUCAUACCAUCUCAAAUGUCGCCAAGGAUGCCAAGCGUGUCUAUCCAUUUGCUGUGAGUCUCAUGGAGACCGUCCGCACGUUUUCCCAGACUGUGCACAAGGUGAACCGUAAUCCUGACAUUACCACGUUGGUUGCUGGUUACAGAAAUGAAGUUCAUGUCAUGAUUACCAAGGGUAUCAAUUUGCGCUGGGACUAUUUCGUCAACACUUACGAUGCACAUCAUCGUCCAUUGUCAUAUAUCACUGGCACCCCCUUGGAUGCCAGAGAAAACCGCCAUGUCAUGUUUGUCCGCGAAUUUGCCAAUGUGGUCUCGGUGUUCCAAGACAAGGUCGACGCACUUAUCGGAUACUAUGACGAUAUCAAUAAGAGCAUCGAAGAAAUGAAGGCUUGUCCUUAUCAAGUGGACCGUCUUGAAGACGCCCUCGGCCGUAUUCAAAAACUGAUCGAUCGAUUGAACUUGGAAAACUACUCCAACUUGGACCAAUGGGUUGCUGGUUUGGACAAGCGUAUCGAAACUGUACUUAUCAGUCGAUUGCAACAAGCCAUUAAGGCCUGGACCAAUAGCUUCAAGGGCAUUGACGAAGAAGCAAUUGUGCCUGAAGUCAGCAUCUCCAAGAGCCGUCGCAAGCGUAAGGCUGGCGCACGCGAGAACAGCAUCGCCUUGGUGGAAGAAAAGAUUGCUGCUGCCCAAAAGUCACCUGAAGUCAAACCUGCGUUGCAAACACUGGUCCACGAGGUUCGUAUCCGCAACCAAGUCAUGUACCUUGACCCACCCAUCGAACAAGCCCGUGCCAGCUGGUGGUCACAAUUGCAUGACUGGCUCUCAACCAUCUGCCACUUACCGCGUGUGCAAAGUUCUCGUUAUGAAGGUGGUUUGAGCGUCAAGGACAAUCCAUCUGUCGAAAAGACGUAUGCCAGCCUGUUGACACGCAUGGGCGAUGGCUCGCUCAAGACAGCCUACCAAAUCAUUGAAGACAAGAUCGGCCAAGUCUCAGAAUAUGUCAAUAUCUGGCUUCAAUACCAAUCGCUUUGGGAUUUGGAAUCGAACCAUGUGUUUAAUAUCCUUGGCGACGACUUGUCCAAGUGGCAACAGAUCUUGUUGGAGAUCAAGAAAGCUCGUAGCACUUUCGAUAACUCGGAAACUGACCAGUCGUUUGGUCCUUUGGUCGUGGACUAUGAACAAGUUCAGAGCAAGGUUAAUCAAAAGUACGAUCAAUGGCAGCGUGAGAUCUUGAACAAGUUUGGUAGCAUGCUGGGUACUUCAAUGCGCGAUUUCCACGUCUCUGUCUCAAAGGCCCGUUACGAGUUGGAGCAGCAGUCUAUCGAGAGCAACUCAACGGGUGAGGCCGUAACAUUUAUUACGUUUGUCCAGGACCUCAAACGCAAGGUUGCCAAGUGGAGCCAGGAUGUCGAAUUGUUCCGUCAAGGUCAAAAGACUUUGGAGCGCCAACGUUUCCAGUUCCCCAACGACUGGGUGUACGUUGAUCAAGUAGAUGGCGAGUGGAGCGCCUUUAAUGAAAUCUUGAGCCGCAAGAACAACGCUAUCCAAGAACAAAUUGCUGGUCUGCAAAUGAAGAUUGUUGCUGAGGACAAGGUUGUCGAGCAAAAAAUCCGCGACAUUUGCGCCGAGUGGGAAAAGAGCAAGCCUGUGCAGGGUGAUAUCAAACCUGAUAUUGCCACCAACACGCUGUCCAUCUUUGAGGGCCGUGUCACGCGUCUCAAGGAAGAGUACGACAUGGUCUGCCGUGCCAAGGAAGCUCUUGAUCUUGAGCAGACAUCCGAAGCCCGUCUUGAUCCUGUGCUUGAAGAAUUGCGCGACCUCAAGUCUGUCUGGACCGCACUUGCCAAGGUUUGGCAAUCACUGUACGAAAUUCGCGACACGCCCUGGUCUUCAGUCGUGCCACGCAAGGUUCGACAAAGCGUCGACGAACUGGUCAACUCGACCAAGGAAAUGCCCAACCGUAUGCGUCAAUAUGCUGCAUACGAAUACGUUCAAGAAACACUACGUCAACUUUUGCGCGUCAAUCCUAUUGUAUCCGAUCUUAAAUCCGAAGCAUUACGCGAACGUCACUGGCGUCAAGUCUUCAAGGCGCUCAAGGUGGAAGGUCGUUUCACUCUGUCCGAAAUGACCAUUGGUCACUUGUGGGAUCUUGACUUGAAACGCAACGAACAACUGGUCCGAGAUGUCAUUCUUCAAGCUCAAGGUGAGAUGGCCUUGGAGGAGUUCUUGAAACAGGUCAAGGAAACCUGGGCCAACUAUGUGCUGGAUCUGGUCAACUAUCAAAACAAGUGUCGCUUGAUUCGUGGUUGGGACGAUCUGUUCAACAAGUCGAGUGAGCAUAUCAACUCGUUGACAGCUAUGAAAUUGUCGCCUUACUACAAGGCGUUUGAAGAAGAUGCUGCAUCGUGGGAAGACAAGCUGAACCGAGUCCACGUCUUAUUUGAUGUCUGGAUCGAUGUCCAGCGCCAGUGGGUCUACUUGGAAGGCAUUUUCAGCGGCAGUGUCGACAUUAAGCACUUGUUGCCCGUAGAGACUUCUCGUUUCCAGAGCAUCAACAGCGAAUUCUUGACCGUCAUGAAAAAGGUGUACAAGUCGCCGUUCGUCAUGGAUGUCUUGAAUAUUCCCAACAUUCAAAAGUCGCUAGAACGUCUUGCUGACUUGCUUAGCAAGAUCCAAAAGGCCCUUGGUGAAUACUUGGAGCGUGAGCGUGCCUCGUUCCCUCGUUUCUAUUUUGUUGGUGACGAGGAUCUGCUCGAAAUCAUUGGUAACAGCAAGGAUAUCCUGCGUAUCCAAAAGCAUUUUAAAAAAAUGUUUGCGGGUAUUGCCACAAUCUUGUUGAACGAAGACCAGACAGCCAUCCUAGGCAUGGCGUCCAAAGAAGGCGAAGAGGUCCAGUUCAAGAACGAGGUGUCUAUCAAGGACAAUCCCAAAAUCAACGACUGGCUUACCUUGUUGGAAAAAGAAAUGCGUGUGUCGCUUGCUAUGCUCUUGACCGACGCUGUCACGGAACUCGAAUCUAUUUACAAUGCUGAUGAAAUGAGCUCGGAUGACUUUAUGGCUUGGAUCGAUCGUUAUCCUGCUCAGCUUGUUGUACUUGCUGCUCAAAUCACCUGGACUCAGUCUGUCGACAAGGCGUUAAACACCGUAGCCGAAGCCGGUAAUGGCGACUUGGCACCGCUCCAAAGCUCGAUUGGACUUGUCGAACGCAACCUGAACGUAUUGGCCGAUGCUGUAUUGCUCGAUUUGACAGCUAUCAAGCGUCGCAAGUGCGAACAUUUGGUUACUGAACUUGUGCACCAGCGUGAUGUUACACGUCAGCUGCAUGAAAACCGUAUCACCUCGCCCAAGGACUUUAGCUGGUUGUACCAGAUGCGCUUCUACUUUAACGCUACUGUUGAGAACCCCAUCCAUCGUUUGACGAUCAGCAUGGCCAAUGCUGACUUCUACUAUGGCUACGAAUACCUUGGUGUGGCUGACCGUCUUGUCCAAACACCAUUGACUGAUCGCUGUUACUUGACGUUGACGCAAGCCUUGGAACAAAGACUGGGUGGUUCGCCCUUCGGUCCUGCCGGUACUGGUAAAACAGAAUCUGUCAAGGCCUUGGGUGUGCAAUUGGGCCGCUUCGUACUCGUUUUUUGCUGUGACGAAACGUUCGAUUUCCAAGCUAUGGGUCGUAUCUUCAUUGGUCUUUGCCAAGUUGGUGCAUGGGGCUGUUUCGACGAGUUCAAUCGGUUGGAAGAACGUAUCCUGUCUGCGGUCUCGCAACAGGUGCAAACCAUCCAGCUGGGUCUCAAGGAUGCCACCGUCAACCCGAACCACGAGAUCGAAUUGGUGGGUCGCAAUGUCAAGGUCAACACCGACACGGGUAUCUUUAUCACCAUGAACCCAGGCUAUGCUGGCCGUUCCAACUUGCCGGACAAUUUGAAAAAGCUGUUCAGAAGCAUGGCCAUGACAAAGCCCGACCGCGAGUUGAUUGCUCAGGUCAUGUUGUAUUCUCAAGGUUUCCGUACCGCCGAAACAUUGGCUUCCAAAGUCGUGCCUUUGUUCAACCUGUGUGCUGAACAGUUGUCGCCUCAGUCCCAUUACGACUUUGGAUUGCGUGCUUUGAAGAGUGUCUUGGUCUCGGCUGGUAAUCUCAAGCGUGACAAGCUGACUUCUUUGCGCAAGGCUAUUGAAGAAGGCACUGAGGACAAGUCCGAGUAUGCUAGCAUCUCUGAAACUGAGCCUGAGCAGCAGCUCUUGAUUUCCAGUAUCCGUGAAACCGUGGUGCCCAAGCUUGUGGCCGAUGAUAUCCCACUCUUGACCAGCUUGUUGGCCGAUGUGUUCCCUGGUGUACACUAUGCACCGGUCGAUUUGGACCGUUUAAAGCAGGAGCUCAAGAAGGUUUGCGAAGAGCGUCGUCUGGUGCCUGGCGACGCCUGGAUGGAAAAGGUGAUUCAGCUGUACCAAAUCCAAAACAUCCACCAUGGUCUGAUGAUGGUGGGUCCCUCCGGUUCCGGCAAGAGCACAGCCUGGAAAUGCUUGUUGACUGCCCUUGAGCGUGUGGAAGGUGUUGAAGGAAUUGCCUAUACGAUUGAUCCCAAAGCCAUCCCCAAGGAUGCCUUGUACGGCACUUUGGAUGCCACGACGCGUGAGUGGACCGAUGGUUUGUUCACCCACAUUCUGCGUAAGAUUGUCGACAAUGUGCGUGGUGAAAGCCAGAAGCGACACUGGAUUAUCUUUGAUGGUGACGUCGAUCCUGAAUGGGUUGAAAACUUGAACUCGGUGUUGGACGAUAACCGAUUGCUGACGCUGCCCAACGGUGAACGUCUCAACCUGCCGCCCAACGUCCGUAUCAUGUUUGAAGUCGAAACGCUCAAGUAUGCCACCUUGGCCACCGUCUCGCGCUGUGGUAUGGUCUGGUUCAGUGAAGACGUCAUUGCGCUAUCCAUGAUCUUCAGUAACUACCUGGAGACCUUGCGCAACGUGCCCAUGGAUGAAAUUGAGGAAGAAGGUCCUGCUUCGCGUCGUCUUGGUGAUAAUGAAAAUGAGCUCGCAUCCAUUUCGCCCAACUUGGCUACACAGCGUGCAAUCGCUGCUAUCAUGGAACCAGAUCUCUCCGAUGAGUCGGGUCUUGUGGCCAAGUCAUUGACUUAUGCUGCCACUCUGGAGCAUAUCAUGGACUUUACUCGGAUGCGUGUCUUGUCGACCUUCUUUUCACUGCUCAACAAGACGGUCCGCAACGUGUUGGAAUACAAUGCUCAGCACCCCGAUUUCCCUAUGAACGGCGAUCAUUUGGAAGGCUAUAUCACCAAGCGUAUCAUUUACUCGAUCAUUUGGAGUUUCUCUGGCGAUGCCAAGUUGGACUUGCGUACGGUCCUUGGCGACUUCAUUCGUGGCGCUGCAACAUACGAGCUGCCACCUCUCGGUAACGACACAAGCAUCAUUGACUAUGAUAUUGCCGUCAACAGCGGUCAAUGGGUGCCGUGGGAGUCCAAGGUCCCCACUGUGGAGAUUGAGACCCACAAGGUAUCCGAUGCCGACAUGAUCAUUCCUACCGUUGACACGAUCCGUCACGAAGAAGUGCUUUACUCUUGGUUGUCUGAGCACAAGCCUUUGAUUUUGUGCGGUCCUCCUGGUUCCGGUAAAACAAUGACCUUGUUCAGCGCACUGCGCAAGUUGCCCGACAUGGAAGUCGUCGGUCUCAAUUUCUCUAGUGCUACUACCCCUGAAUUGAUUUUGAAGACAUUCGAGCAACACUGCGAGUACCGCAAGACCCCCAACGGUGUCAUUCUGUCGCCUACCAUGAUUGGCCGCUGGCUGGUUGUUUUCUGUGAUGAAAUCAACUUGCCUGCUACUGACAAGUACAACACCCAGCGUGUCAUUUCGUUCUUGCGUCAAUUGGUCGAAUACAACGGUUUCUGGCGUACCAGCGACAAAGCUUGGGUCACACUUGAACGCAUCCAGUUUGUCGGUGCCUGUAACCCACCUACGGAUCCUGGUCGUGUUCCUCUUUCGCAUCGUUUCUUGCGCCAUGCUCCUUUGGUGAUGGUUGACUAUGCUGGCCAGACCUCAUUGAUACAGAUCUAUGGUACAUUCACGCGCGCUAUGCUCAAGGUCGUGCCUAACCUGCGUGGUUAUGCCGAGCCGCUCACAGCUGCCAUGGUCGAGCUUUACUUGGCAUCUCAGCGCCGCUUCACGCCCGAUAUCCAAGCUCAUUACAUUUACUCGCCUCGCGAAUUGACCCGUUGGAUCCGUGGUAUCUAUGAGGCCAUCAAGCCGCUCGAGACACUGACGGUGGAAGGUCUGGUCCGUAUCUGGGCGCACGAAGCUUUGCGUCUAUUCCAAGAUCGUCUCGUGGAUGAGGAAGAACGCCAGUGGACCGACGACAUGAUUGACUCAAUUUCCAUGAAGCAUUUCCCUGCGUUGAACAAGGAAGAGGCCUUGGAGCGACCUAUCCUGUUCUCCAACUGGUUGUCCAAGUACUACGUACCUGUAGGGCGUGAACAAUUGCGUGAUUAUGCUAAGGCUCGUCUCAAGGUCUUUUACGAAGAAGAAUUGGACGUCGCAUUGGUUCUGUUCAACGAUGUCUUGGAACACGUCUUGCGUAUCGAUCGUGUGUUCCGUCAACCACAAGGUCACUUGUUGUUGAUUGGUGUCAGUGGCUCUGGUAAGACGACCUUGUCUCGCUUCGUUGCUUGGAUGAACGGCUUGAGUGUGUUCCAGAUCAAGGUGCACAACAAGUACACCGGUGCCGAUUUCGACGACGAUUUGCGUAGUGUUUUGCGACGUGCUGGUUGUAAAGGCGAAAAGAUUUGCUUUAUCAUGGAUGAAUCGAACGUGCUCGACUCUGGUUUCUUGGAACGUAUGAACACACUGUUGGCCAACGCUGAAGUGCCCGGUCUUUUCGAAGGCGACGAGUAUGCAUCACUCAUGACGGCCUGUAAGGAAGGUGCUCAGCGUGAAGGUUUGAUGCUUGACUCGGGCGAAGAAUUGUACAAGUGGUUCACGCAACAAGUGAUGCGCAACUUGCAUGUGGUGUUUACAAUGAAUCCACCCGAAGGUGGUCUUGCCUCGCGUGCUGCUACAUCGCCCGCCUUGUUCAAUCGUUGUGUUUUGGACUGGUUUGGCGACUGGCCCGACCAGGCCUUCUAUCAAGUUGGUAUGGAGUUUACCAAUACGUUGGAUUUGGAUGUACCCACGUUUGCGCCACCACUCAACUUGCCCAUCGCAUACCGCAACUUGCCUAUCCCACCUACGCAUCGCGAGACCGUGGUCAAUGCCUUAGUAUUUGUCCAUCAAUCGCUGUAUGAAAUCAAUGCCAAGUUGAGCAAGCGCCAGGGUCGUUACAACUACUGCACGCCUCGUCAUUUCUUGGACUUUAUUUCGCACUAUGUGCGUUUGUAUAACGAAAAGCGUGAAGAUUUGGAGGAGCAGCAGCGUCAUUUGAACGUUGGCCUUGAGAAGCUCAAGGAUACUGUCGUCAAGGUCGAAGAAUUGCGCAAGAGUUUGGCCAUCAAGAAGAACCAGCUCGAGGUCAAGAACCGACAGGCCGAGGACAAGAUUAAGCAGAUGUUGGCAGAUGAAAAGGAGGCCGAGCAAAAGAAAGCGGCGUCUAUUCAGAUUCAAGAUGCAUUGGAAAUCCAAAACAAGGAAAUACAAGAACGACGUGCUAUCGUAUUGGAUGAUCUUGCCAAUGCUGAACCUGCCGUGAUGGAAGCUCAGAAGAGUGUCAGCAACAUUAAGCGUCAGCACUUGACCGAAGUCCGUGCCAUGGGUAAUCCACCCGAAGCCGUCAAGCUUGCCAUGGAGUCUGUCUGCACCAUGUUGGGCCACAAGAUUGAAAGCUGGAAGACUGUGCAAAGCAUCAUUCGUCGUGACGACUUCAUCACGAGCAUCGUCAACUACAACACGGAGACACAGAUGAACCAGCGUCUGCGCGAUUUUAUGCGUCGCAACUACAUGAACAACCCUGCCUUUGAGUACGAGGCUGUCAACCGUGCUUCCAAGGCCUGUGGUCCUCUUGUUAAGUGGGUCACUGCUCAGGUGCAAUACUCUGACAUCCUCGACCGUGUUGGUCCCCUCCGUGAGGAAGUCACUCGUCUCGAACAGAGCGCCGAAGACACCAAGCUGAAGGCUGCCGAGAUUGAGCAAAUGAUUGUUGAUCUGGAAAACAGUAUCGGUCGCUACAAGGAAGAAUAUGCUGCACUGGUUGGUGAGACACAAUUGAUCAAGGCUGAGAUGGAUCGUGUCAAGAGUAAGGUUGACCGCAGUGUGACCCUGUUGAGCAGCUUGUCGUCCGAAAAGGUGCGUUGGGAGACCGCCAGCCAGGCUUUCGAGAGCCAAAUGGGCACCAUUGUCGGUGAUGUCUUGUUAUCGGCUGCAUUCUUGGCCUAUGGCGGUUACUUUGACCAGCAGUAUCGCGAGCUCUUACUGUCCAAAUGGACCGAUCAUUUGGUAUCGGCCAACGUUCAGUUCAAGCAAGACAUGUCACUUACGGAAUACUUGUCGACCGCCGAUGACCGAUUGUCAUGGCACGCCAACUCGUUGCCUGCCGACGAUCUGUGUAUCGAGAACGCCAUUAUGCUCAAGCGCUUUGAUCGUUACCCAUUGAUCAUCGAUCCUUCCGGUCAGGCAACCAACUUUUUGAUCAACGAAUACAAGGACCGCAAGAUCACCGUGACCAGUUUCCUGGACGACUCGUUCAUUAAGAACCUCGAAAGUGCCCUUCGUUUCGGUAACCCAAUUUUGAUCCAAGACGUGGAGCAUCUUGACCCUAUCUUGAACCCUGUCCUCAACAAAGAGUUGCGUCGCACCGGUGGUCGUGUAUUGAUCCGUUUGGGCAGUCAAGACAUUGAUUUCUCGCCAUCCUUCACUCUGUUCUUGUCGACGCGUGAUCCUUCCGUCAACUUCCCGCCGGACAUUUGCUCGCGUGUUACUUUUGUCAACUUUACAGUGACCCGGGGCAGUUUGCAGAGCCAGUGUUUGAACAAGGUUCUCAAGGCCGAACGACCCGAUGUUGACCAAAGACGUACCGAUUUGAUCAAGCUGCAAGGCGAAUUCCAGUUGAAGCUACGUCAUCUUGAAAAGUCGUUGCUUCAGGCUUUGAACGAGUCCAAGGGUAAUAUUUUGGACGAUGACAAGGUUAUUGAAACCCUGGAGACGCUGAAGAAGGAAGCUGCCGAGGUUACUCGAAAGGUCGAUGAAACCAACACGGUCAUGCAAGAAGUCGAACAGACAACGGCCGUUUACACUCCUUUGGCCCAUGCCUGCAGUUCCAUCUUUUUUGUCAUGGAACAGCUCAACUUGAUCCACCACUUUUACCAAUUCUCGCUCGACUUCUUUUAUGAAAUCUUUGAGUACGUUUUGCACGCCAACCCGAACCUCAAGUCGGUAUCUGAUCCUGGCGAACGUUUGGCCAUCUUGUCGCGUGACUUGUUCUCCGUCACCUACAAGCGCGCGUCGCGUACAUUGCUGCAUGAAGACCAUAUUACCCUCGCUGUGCUCAUGUGUCAGAUCCAAAUCCGUGGCACUCAGGACGGUGUCGAUGAAGCAGAAUACGAUUUCUUGUUAAGUGGUGGUGAUGUGGUACCUGGUUCGACAGUCAGUGCUUCUAGCUUGGGCUUGCCUGAAUUUAUUCCGGACGAAACUGCUCAGCGUGCCAAGGAGUUCAUGUCCUUGCCCUGCUUCCAAAACUUAGGCGAUCAUAUCAAGCAGAACACUGAAGAAUGGCAAAAGUUCAUGGACCAUGCCCAAUCCGAAACAGUGGUUCCUGCAUGCUGGGACAACUUCGGUCAAAGCAAUGUUGUGGAUGCGCUUAGACGCAUGUUGCUUGUCAAGUGCUUCCGAUCAGAUCGAUUGCUCCCUGCUGCUACCAUGUUUGCUGGUGAAAUCUUUGGCAAUGACUUUAUCAAUUCAGGCGAACUCAACUUGCAACAUAUUGUCGGCAACGAAGUCACUGGCUCCACACCUCUUGCACUUUGCUCUGUUCCUGGUUACGAUGCCAGUUACCGUGUUGAUAACCUUGUAUCCGAAAGCAACACGCGCUGCACAUCAGUCGCCAUGGGCUCAGCCGAAGGUUUUACUUUGGCCGAUCAAGCGAUCUCGACCGCCAUCAAGACGGGUAACUGGGUCAUGCUCAAGAACGUGCACUUGGCACCAUCCUGGCUUGGUCAGCUCGAAAAGAAACUGCACAGCAUGAAGCCGCAUCCGCAGUUCCGUCUCUUCUUGACAAUGGAAACCAAUCCCAAGGUGCCUGUUAACUUGCUGCGUAUGUCUCGCGUAUUGAUGUUUGAACCCCCACCAGGUAUCAAGGCCAACUUGCAAGAAUCGCUUCGCAGCAUUCCUCCUUCACGUUUAUCGCGAGGUCCUACCGAACGUGUGCGUCUCUACUUUAUGCUUGCUUGGUUACACGCUGUCGUGCAAGAACGUUUGCGCUAUGUGCCUCUGGGCUGGACCAAGACAUACGAGUUCAACGACUCGGAUCAAGACUCUGCAUUCAACACGAUCGACAAGUGGCUAGACUCUGCUGCUGGUGGUCGUGCCAAUAUUUCACCCGAAAAGAUUCCUUGGGAUGCUAUCCGUUCGCUUUUGAAGCAAUCCAUUUAUGGUGGCCGUAUCGACAAUGAGUAUGAUCAACGUCUGUUGGAUUCGUUCGUCAACACCUUGUUCACGCAACACUGCUACGAUUUGGACUUUGAAAUCGUCAAGGCGACGGGUGACAACGAACAGUCGGUUGUGGUUCCUGAUGGAACCAAGAUGGAGCAAUUCUUGGAGUGGGUAAACAAGCUGCCUGAACGUGAGCCACCUACAUGGCUCGGCUUGCCCGGCAAUGCUGAACGUGUCCUGUUGACGCUUAAGGGUAACACCAUGCUAUCCAAGGUGCGCAAGAUGAAGAGCACCAGUGACGACGACGAGGUGGCCUACGCCCAGGAUACUGCCAAGCAAGCGUCAUCGACAACAGCGCAACAACCUGCAUGGAUGCGAGCCCUCAGUGCCUCGAUCCAGGGCUACUUGGAGCUCUUGCCCAGCAACAUCACCAUGGUUAAGCGUGAUAGCGCAGGCAUCAUGGACCCAUUGUUCCGCUUCUUUGAGCGCGAAAACCAGAUGGCACGCGGCCUGCUCAGAACCAUCCGCGACGACUUGUCCGCGCUUCAAAAGGUGUGCAAUGGCGAGCUCAAGCAGACCAACCACUUGAGACAGCUGAUGAGCUGGCUGACCAAGGGACUGAUCCCUGACCACUGGCGACGCUACAAGGUGCCCAAGAACAUUGGCCUGAACAUCUGGAUGGUUGAUCUCAAGUCGCGUCUGGAGCAAGUGGAGGCAAUCGCGCACGAGACCUCGUAUGGCGAAAUUGAAGUAUGGGCAGGCGGUCUGUUCAGCCCUGAAGCUUACAUCACUGCGACACGUCAGGCGACGGCGCAACGCAACAAGUGGUCAUUGGAAGAGCUUGUCCUGGAAGUCGAUAUUGGUGCUGAAAAGAGUGACGAACAGCAGCAAGGCUAUUGUGUGCGUGGCCUCAGAACGGAGGGCGGUCGAUGGGAUGGCACAGAAGUACGGCUGACGUCUGAACCUACGACCAAGCUGCCAAAGACUGGUCUGCGAUGGAUCCGUAAGGACGCCCAAACUAGCGAAUCAGAGAAGGUUGCACUGCCCGUGUACCUCAAUGCAGAUAGAUCUGAUCUACUGUUCACGAUCAACGUGCCUGCUCAUGCAGAUGAGAAGGACCGAAUUCCGCAAAGAGCAGUGGCCAUCGUCAUGUCUUUUUAAACGACUGGCUUACACAUAGUUUAGGCUAGUCUAGUCUAGCUUGGACUAUAUAUUUCGCUCUUACCUGUUGUAUCAUCAUCGAGAAUAAAAACCCUAUUUCUCUUAUAAAAGUUGAUCGAAACAAAC